AUGUCAACACGGAGAAAAACAUCGACACCGCAAGAGCGUCGACCCGUUUCCCCAAGCGCCACACCAAGUCCAGCGCUUGGAAUCAUCCUCGCAAUUGCCCGUAAAAUUCUCUUCAUCGACGCCAAAAAAAUCGCCGUAUUCUACUUGGCUUUUGUCACAAUUCUAUCAAUUAUCGAAUCGCGCGUCGAACUCGAUUCCACCUAUUAUUUGGUGCAAAAGCAUAGUAUUUUGAAUCAAUAUGGUGUAAAAUUGGGAUGGUUUUGGACAUGUGUAAUUGUUGGUCCUUUUAUUUGGUUGACAUCCCGAGCACAUUAUAGAAGAGAUCGUGAUCAACCGAUUGUGGAUAUUUGUAGAUUGGGUGUUGCAACUGUUUUUUGGUGGGGAUCUGUGCAAUUGUGAGUUUUAAAAAAUUUCUGGAAAACCCUCAUUUUUACGUCAAGUAUCUUUCAGAUUCCAUCGAGUAUUUGCCUCAACUUCCACUUGCGAUAAAGGCCGCCGUUUAACUCGAACUCAAUGCUCUGAAAAAGAAGGAGUCUGGACACCAGGAUAUGACAUCUCUGGACACUGUUUCCUUAUGGUUUAUUCGAUUUUAAUCAUGGCUGAGGAAGUAAGCGUAUAAUUAUCUUGCUCAAAAACAUCCUCAAAUAUUCCAGGCCAUUUCAUUCCGCCACUACCAACAAGUAACCGAUUCGGUCAAUGAAAUGGAUGGAGAUCGAGCUGAACAUGAUUAUUUGACCCGAAUUAUUCAGUAUUUUUUCGUCGCCAUGCUAUUUUUACACGCAUUCUGGUUCAAACAAAUUAUCAUUUCUGUUUUGUAUUAUCAUAUCUUCAUUGAAGAGGUGAGCAUUUUCGGGUCAAUUCGGAAACAAGGGAAAAAUUAAAUUGCUAGAAUUUUCAAAAGAUGAUUUUUGAAGUCCAUCCAGAGUUCAUCAAAUCUCACGAAUGAACCUUUCAAAUCUAAUAGAUGUUCACAGUUCAGUUAAAAUUUAUCCACCAUUCACAAGUACGUAUUAUUAUUAUCAAUUAAUUUCCUGGACUCUCAAUUCGAUACAACGAUCAUUAUAUUUUAAAUGAAUUGUCUGAUAUUCCGAAAAUACAUCCAUCUCCGUUUCAAAAAUUCAGUGUUUUAAUUUUUUCAAAAUCAUCUUUUUCUUCCCAAGUUCUGUGCGGGGCCAAUGUUUCCGUGUUGAUAUCGAAUCCAAGUCUUUCGGAGAAUCUUAAACAUAUUCAUUCAUUCCUUCUUUUUUUUUAAAUUGAAUCAACGACUAGGGACUUCACCCCUAGUUGAGCGUGUCUCCCAGGCAAAAAAAGAUUUUUUUCAAUUCCUGAUUAUCUGGGUCACGUGAAAUUCUGAUAAAUAUAUAUUUAUCAAAAGUGCCUCAUUUCUUGAAUUGCAAUCAUUUUACGCCUAAAAACUUGAAAUUUAGUUCGAUAAUGAUGGAUUUGUAAAACUGGAAGGUCUUCCAGAUUACAAAUUUUUGAACGAAAAAAAUGUUGAUCAAAAAAUAGCAUUUUCUUUAGAAAGUUCUCAAUAAAUGCUCACUUAAUGAAUUGCAAUCAAUUUAAGAUUUAAAGCGUCCAGAGAAAAUUUUUUUCUGAAAAAAGGUAAAUAGGCUAUUUUUCUCACGUCAAAUUUUUUCAUCAAGCAUUUUCUAAGCAAAUUGAUGGUCACUUCUUGUGUCAGAAAUGAUCAAGUGGUUAGAUCGCGUGUUUUUGUUCAGAAGGUCCAGGAUCGGAUCCUCUAAGUUUCAUUCCAUGUUUAGUGUUAUUUUAAAAAUUGUGCUGCAAUUUCAUUAGCUGAGUAUUCAAUUUUCUCUAUUUUUCUAGAUCCUUGGUGUCCUCACCGCUGUUCUUUGCUGGUUCGUUACCUACCGCAUCAUCUACCCCUCCGGCUUUCUUCAAGCUCCGAUUCGUCGUGUAUCUUCCAGAAAAUGA
This is a messenger RNA of Caenorhabditis angaria, 1935 nucleotides long. The record is from the annotation of a GenBank genome assembly. Lineage: Eukaryota; Metazoa; Nematoda; Chromadorea; Rhabditida; Rhabditidae.